Hyaena hyaena (striped hyena) is the source of this 1601-nucleotide messenger RNA. It is a transcript of the gene STAR, whose product is annotated as steroidogenic acute regulatory protein. Gene Ontology annotation, cellular component: mitochondrial intermembrane space; mitochondrion. The record is from RefSeq and is a predicted model, not a curated record. NCBI's taxonomy places the organism in Eukaryota, Metazoa, Chordata, Mammalia, Carnivora, Hyaenidae. Gene Ontology annotation, molecular function: cholesterol binding; cholesterol transfer activity. Gene Ontology annotation, biological process: intracellular cholesterol transport; steroid biosynthetic process; regulation of steroid biosynthetic process. The transcript has 7 exons. The coding region runs from base 123 to 977 and encodes 284 amino acids.
CAGGACCCAGAGGCAGACCUUGCUGGCUCGGGAAGGGGGUAGAAGCAACCCUUGAGAGCAGUGGCCACAGCAGCAGUGGCAGCCGCACCGCCACCCCACCUGUCUCCCACUGCCUGGAAACAAUGCUCCUGGCGACGUUCAAGCUGUGUGCUGGGAGCUCCUACAGACACGUCCGCAACAUGAAGGGGCUGAGGCACCAAGCUGUGCUCGCCAUCGGCCAGGAGCUGAAUCGGAGGGCACUGGGGGGCCCGACCCCGGGGGCGUGGAUUAACCAGGUUCGGCGUCGGAGUUCUCUGCUUGGCUCUCGGCUGGAAGACACUCUCUACAGCGACCAGGAGCUGGCCUAUAUCCAGCAGGGAGAGGAGGCCAUGCAGAAGGCCCUGGGCAUCCUCAGCAGCCAGGAGGGCUGGAAGAAGGAGAACCAGCAGGCGAAUGGGGACACGGUACUGAGUAAAGUGGUCCCCGACAUGGGCAAGGUGUUCCGGCUGGAGGUGGUGGUGGACCAGCCCAUGGAGAGGCUUUACGAAGAGCUUGUGGAGCGCAUGGAAGCGAUGGGAGAGUGGAACCCGAAUGUCAAGGAGAUCAAGGUCCUGCAGAAGAUUGGGAAGGAUACAGUCAUCACCCAUGAGUUGGCUGCAGAAUCAGCAGGAAACCUCGUGGGGCCCCGGGACUUCGUGAGUGUGCGCUGUGCUAAGCGCCGAGGCUCCACCUGUGUGCUGGCCGGCAUGGCCACACACUUCGGGGAGAUGCCCGAGCAGAAAGGGGUCAUCAGAGGGGAGCACGGUCCCACUUGCAUGGUGCUCCAUCCCCUGGCUGGAAGUCCCUCGAAGACCAAACUCACCUGGCUGCUCAGCAUUGACCUCAAGGGAUGGCUGCCGAAGACUGUCAUCAACCAGGUCUUAUCGCAGACCCAGGUGGACUUUGCCAACCACCUGCGCAAGCGCCUGGAGGCCAGCCCUGCUCCCAAUGGGUGUUAAGGACCAGCCUGUGCUUCCCACUGUUCCCGGCUGCGCUGGCUUGCCUGCUCAUCAGGGAGAUCCCUGCCAGAAGCCUACAAGUCUGUUUAAAAUCUUCAUCCGGGGACUGGGGAACGGGGCUGGGGUGUACUUAGAGUAGGAUGCUGGGACUGGCAAAAUUUUAGGACCAAGAAAGUGGGGACAGAGCUGUUAAGAGAAAGAGCUUUCUAACUCGAUUCAAGGAUUAGCUGUGAAAUGAAGGUGAAGGGCUCCAACAUAUUUGUAAAACUUCCUUCUGGGCUCUUACACAUCUAUUUAAAAACAUCUUUAUAAAAUGGCUACUAGCUGACACAGGGCAGAGGGUGCGAAGUACAGGGACCAGGACCUCAUGCUUGAGGGGCUCAAGAGCUCCAUUCCCUGCAGGCAGUGUGUGUGGGGCUUCACAAAGGGACUCAGGCAACCAUCUGCUCCUCUACCAAAAUGGAAGAGCACUACACCAAAGACCAAGCAACUCCCCACAGCAGAUGCAUUCUAGAAAUGUAGUCUAUGUUUUCUUGAUUGAAAAAAAUACAAAACGAAUUCAACUAGUUACCCUACUUCUUCCAUGAGCACCAGUCAGAAUAAAGAGUCGUAAUUAAGACACAA